Messenger RNA from Chaetura pelagica (chimney swift), 1785 nucleotides. RefSeq names its product solute carrier family 9, subfamily A (NHE8, cation proton antiporter 8), member 8 (gene SLC9A8). NCBI's taxonomy places the organism in Eukaryota, Metazoa, Chordata, Aves, Apodiformes, Apodidae. The transcript has 16 exons. Bases 1 to 1785 code for a protein of 594 amino acids. Gene Ontology annotation, molecular function: sodium:proton antiporter activity. The record is from RefSeq and is a predicted model, not a curated record. Gene Ontology annotation, biological process: sodium ion transport; proton transmembrane transport; regulation of pH. Gene Ontology annotation, cellular component: membrane; Golgi apparatus.
AUGGGAACUGGGAAGGGCACAGAGCCGGGAAGCGGAGGCUGUAAUCACCUAUUAUGUUAUCCUGACAGGUCUGCAAAUGCCACCCAUGAAGCCAUCAAUGUCACCCUCCACACCACGCUGGCUGCUACUACCAAGCUGGUGGUACCUACACCUGCUAAGCCCAUCCUUCCAGUUCAGACUGGAGUCCAAGCCCAGCAAGAGGAGCAAUCUAGUGGCAUGACCAUUUUUUUUAGUCUUCUUGUUUUAGCUAUUUGCAUCAUAUUGGUGCAUUUACUAAUAAAAUACCGACUUCAUUUUUUACCAGAAAGUGUGGCUGUUGUUUCUUUAGGUAUCCUUAUGGGAGCUUUUAUAAAAAUCAUAGAGGCUCAAAAGCUGGCCAACUGGAAGGAAGAAGAAAUGUUUCGGCCAAAUAUGUUUUUUCUGCUUUUGCUUCCACCUAUUAUAUUUGAAUCUGGAUAUUCAUUGCACAAGGGUAAUUUUUUUCAGAACAUUGGUUCCAUCACUCUAUUUUCUGUAUUUGGCACUGCAAUAUCAGCUUUCAUUGUAGGUGGAGGAAUUUAUUUCCUGGGCCAGGCUGAUGUAAUUUAUAAACUCAACAUGACAGACAGUUUUGCAUUUGGAUCUUUAAUAUCUGCAGUUGACCCUGUGGCUACUAUUGCCAUUUUCAAUGCCCUCAAUGUGGAUCCUGUUCUUAACAUGCUGGUUUUUGGAGAAAGCAUUCUCAAUGAUGCAGUCUCUAUUGUCUUGACCAACACAGCAGAAGGUUUGACAAGAGAAAAUAUGUCUGAUGUAAGUGGAUGGCAAACCUUCCUACAGGCACUGGGAUACUUUCUUAAGAUGUUCUUUGGCUCUGCUGCACUUGGCACUCUUACUGGUCUUAUUUCUGCAUUAGUGCUAAAGCACAUUGAUUUAAGGAAAACACCCUCCCUGGAGUUUGGGAUGAUGAUUAUCUUUGCUUACCUUCCUUAUGGACUUGCAGAAGGUAUCUCACUCUCAGGUAUCAUGGCAAUCCUCUUUUCUGGCAUCGUGAUGUCCCACUACACACACCACAACCUGUCCCCAGUUACACAGAUAUUAAUGCAGCAGACACUGAGAACUGUUGCUUUCAUGUGUGAAACGUGUGUUUUUGCAUUUCUUGGCCUGUCUAUUUUUAGUUUUCCUCACAAGUUUGAGAUGUCCUUUGUCAUCUGGUGCAUAGUGCUUGUUCUGUUUGGUAGAGCAGUGAAUAUUUUCCCACUUUCCUACCUACUCAACUUUUUCCGUGAUCACAAAAUCACCCCCAAAAUGAUGUUUAUCAUGUGGUUUAGUGGAUUACGUGGAGCAAUUCCCUAUGCCCUCAGCCUCCAUCUGGGCUUGGAACCCAUCGAGAAGCGGCAGCUGAUCGGGACAACCACCAUCAUCAUCGUGCUGUUCACCAUCCUGCUCCUGGGGGGAGGGACCAUGCCCCUCAUCAGGCUGAUUGACAUUGAGGACUCCAAAGCACGCAAGAGGAACAAGAAGGACAUUAAUCUCAGCAAGACAGAGAAGAUGGGAAAUACCAUAGAAUCUGAACAUUUAUCAGAGCUCACAGAGGAGGAGUAUGAAGCCCAGUACAUAAAACGCCAGGACCUGAAAGGGUUUAUGUGGCUCGAUGCCAAGUAUUUGAAUCCUUUCUUCACCAGAAGACUCACGCAAGAAGAUUUGCACCACGGGCGCAUCCAGAUGAAAACCCUGACAAACAAAUGGUACGAGGAGGUACGACAGGGACCCUCGGGGUCUGAAGAUGAUGAGCAGGAGCUGCUAUAG